AUGUUAAUAACCAUCAUAGUAGGCAUUUUGCUCUUAGUUGUUAUUUAUUUUCAAUAUUAUCACCUUACAACCCAAAAGAAGACAGGAAUUUUGUGGUUUGUAAACGAUCUGAUAGGUUCCCCCUCAUUCUUCCUUUUCUUUCUCUUACUACUAGUAUAUAAUGUGGACGUGGCUUGGGCAAAUAGCGCAGGGGUCCCUUAUGACCCCGUGAGUGCGAGGGAGUGGCUCGAACAAACCCGGAUCAAUGCUAAUCAGUUAGCACUAGAGGGGCCGCCAGCGCCCGUUUUUGUUCCGGAAAUUCCUGAAUUGGCGCAUUCCUUAAUUCACGACGAGCUGAGACGAGCGCAACUUUAUAAUAGGCUCGCUCCGCAUUCGGUUCGUAAAUCAGUUUUCCCUAUCAACUAUCGUUGA
Molecule: messenger RNA, 411 nt
Organism: Beta vulgaris subsp. vulgaris (sugar beet)
Lineage: Eukaryota; Viridiplantae; Streptophyta; Magnoliopsida; Caryophyllales; Amaranthaceae
Source: the annotation of a RefSeq genome assembly